AUGAUAACCGGUGCAACAUUGCUUACUGAGAAUGAAUGGUUUAAUUUUCUACAACAUGAGGUAUCACUACCAAAUGUUGCUAGGAAUGAAACAGUUAGAUUCGCCAAGCAGUUGGCAGACUCGUCCAUGACUAUCGAUGAUUUCAGUGAAUUAACUGAACAGCAACUGGAAACCAAUUUUAAUUUUGACCAAAUAGGUCUAAUCAAUAGAAUUAAAAAAUGGCAAAAUAAUUCAGUAUGUGAUGAUGAAGAUCAACGAUGGACAUAUUGA
Molecule: messenger RNA, 270 nt
Organism: Rotaria sordida
Lineage: Eukaryota; Metazoa; Rotifera; Eurotatoria; Philodinida; Philodinidae
Source: the annotation of a GenBank genome assembly